UAGCAUCUCCUCAGCAACUCCAUCAAUACUGUAUACAGCUGAGAAACUGGCAAAGGUCUUCUGUGCUGCAUUUUCAGGCUAGACCAGAGAAAGAGAGCGACUCCCACGACCGGUCAGCUCAGUCUGCUGCUGGAGGGGCGCUUUGUGAGGAGGAAAGCACACAUACAUAUACAAUAAGAAACACACUGACACACUCUCUCUGGAACCUCUGCUGCAUCAAGAGGCAGAAGAGGGACACACGAUCUGGGAAUAUUCCAGAGGAGAGAGCCAAUCCUGGAAAGGGACAGCGAGGAAACUCUUGCUGUCAUGCCCCUCAUGGGAAGCUGAGCUCUGGGAGAGUUUGACAGGACCUCAGUGCACCUGCUCCAUGCACACUGAUUAUAUAGAAGAGCCGGUGUGCGCAAUGGCAUCAUUCGACCUGCAGGGUUUUGUACCGCCUGUUCUGCAUCACUGUUCUCUCCUCACCGCACAGCCUGGUCCGAGGAUCUGACCACACCUGUACUCCCUCUCCCCUGAUCCCUCCCUUCCUUUUCCUUGGUGUCAAUCGUUCCUGUGCCCACCAUGGGAGGAUGCUUCUCCAAACCUAAACCAGUUGAAGUCAAAGUGGAACUCUCUCUUCUGGAAAAAGAAAAAGAGGUGGACGGCCUGUCCCCUAAUGGCAAAGCCAGCCCCUUUGCUGACUGCAGACCAAAUGGGGCCCUGGCACACAGCUCUGAUGAAGACUCCAUGCUGCUACCGCUCAACCACAACUGCCGCGACUUUGUGGAAGCCUCCGUGUGUCACGUCAAAGACCUGGAAAAUGGACACCUCCAUCAGUCUUUACUUAGAGCCACCCUUUGCUUCAACUACAGCAAGUCUUUCCAGAAUGCGAGAGGUUGAUUUGGGAUGUGGCAGAGCUUUGCUGAUCAAGCAACACGGGGAGUUUUCUGCCAUGGCCCACAAGUGUCCGCACUAUGGAGCACCGCUGGUCAAAGGUGUGCUAUCCAAAGGACAUGUGCGUUGUCCUUGGCACGGUGCCUGUUUCAGCACAGUAACAGGAGACAUUGAGGACUUCCCAGGUCUGGACAGUCUGCCAACCUUCCAGGUCAGAGUUGAAAAGGACAAGGUGAUUAUUCGUGCAAACAAGCAGGCUCUUCAGUCACAAAAAAGAUCAAAACCCAUGUCCCGAUGUUCGGCCGUCAUCAACUCCAACACAGGCUUCAGCCAUGUUCUCAUCAUUGGCUCAGGUCCAGCAGGUCUGGUGUGUGCAGAGACACUGAGGCAAGAAGGCUUCACAGAUCGCAUUGUCAUGUGCACCAUGGACAGACAUCCUCCGUAUGACAGGCCUAAACUGAGUAAGUCUUUAGAAAGCACAGCAGAGCAGCUGAGGUUACGCUCCAUGGAGUUCCUACAGGACCAUGACAUUGAGCUGCUUAAAGAAAAAGAGGUUGUAGCAGUAGAUGUAAAGACUCGAUCUGUGACGUUUGAAGAUGGCUUGAGGAUGGAGUACAGGAAACUCUUUAUUGCUUCAGGAAGCAAACCAAAACCCAUGAACUACAAAGGCAGAGACGUCAGGAAUGUUUUCCAUCUCCGGACGCCUGAGGAUGCUAACAGCAUAGCGAGGCUUGCCAACAACAAGAACGCUGUGAUUGUGGGAACAUCUUUUGUUGGUAUGGAGGUGGCUGCAGCGCUAACUGACAAGGCCCACUCAGUGUCUGUCAUCGGGAUCGAGCCUGUCCCCUUCAAGAAAGCUCUUGGGGAAAAAGUUGGGAAAGUCAUAAUGAAGCUUUUUGAGACCCACAGGGUGAAGUUCUACAUGCUGAACGAGGUGUCAGAGAUGAUUGGUCAACAUGGACAGCUGAAAGAAGUUGUCCUGAAGAGUGGGAAAGUCCUGCGGGCAGACGUGUGCGUCAUCGGAGCAGGAAGUGUUCCUGCAACAGGAUUUUUGAAACAGAGCGGCAUCCACUUGGACUCAAGGGGCUUCAUUACUGUGAACAAGAUGAUGCAGACAAACGUUGAGGAGGUGUUUGCUGGAGGAGACGUGGUCACGUUUCCUUUCCCACCUCGCAACAACAAGAAGGUGAACAUCCCUCACUGGCAGAUGGCUCAUGUACAAGGCAGGGUGGCAGCUCUCAGCAUGAUGGGCAGACCCUUUGAGUUUAAAACUGUGCCUUACUUCUGGUCGGCCAUGUUUGGGAAGACCAUUCGCUAUGCAGGUUAUGGUGAUGGAUUUGAUGAUGUCAUCAUACAAGGAGAUCUGGAUGAGCUGCGAUUUGUUGCUUUUUAUACGAGGAGUGAGGAGGUGGUUGCUGUCGCCAGCAUGAACUAUGACCCCAUCGUAUCCCGAGUGGCAGAGGUCUUAGGAUCCGGAAAGACAAUUAAAAAACGAGAUGUGGAGACUGGAGACAUCUCUUGGUUGAUUGACAAAGGCUCUCACUGAAGUCACCUCUGAAGCUCCCUAAAGUACAGACCCAAAGUCCACUGGACACCCUCACAUGGACACUUUGGUGCUGAGACCCUGAGCAGCUAUCCUACUUCUUUCACAGAUAGACAUUGGACAAGAUUCUUCGUCUGUGUGAGGCACACUCGCCUGAAGACGGCAUCACGUGUUUCUGAAAGACACUUUAAUGAGACUGAACCACACAAGGUGUGAACAAACUGAAGGUGUUUUGUUCACAACAAAGCAAUAUUUCAGCCUCCGUGUUGCUGCAAGUAGUUUCUACCUGUAUCCUUUGUUUAUAAGAAGCCAGAGAAGGACAUGGGCAUUUGUUUUGUAUAAAUACUACUGUACAUAGUUUGAUCCAGAAUGCACUGUAACAAAAUAAGAGAAUACACUUCUGAGUGAAAAAACAAAUUGUCUGUGCUCUCAUACAGACUUUAGAUCUGCAUGGUAGAACGUACUGCAGUAAAAAAAACAAGCCCCAAACCAGAGAAAAGUUAAUUUAGAUGUGUUAAAAACAAAUGUUAAAUCAGCAACAGAACAAGUCCUUUUUAGAAGAACCCCGAGUGCAGUUUUAACAAACUCAUUUAUAUGCACAUGCAUUUAAUUUGAUGUACCUCUUAGUAUUUCUUGCCUUUCUAAUAAAGUUUUAAAUUUUAAUACGUCUAAUUAAAGCAAUUAUUAGCUCGUGCUUGCACAAUAUUCAUGUUUUUCUUUUUUUAAAGCAGAAAGCAUUAACUGGUCUGGUUGAAAGUAGCUAAAGGUUUAUUUUUGACAUUUCCAAACUCCAUAGGGACUUUAUUUGUUACUAACUCAGGGAACUGAGGUUUGUGGCCUGGGCUGACUGCUCCCUUACAGUCUUGCUUUAAUAUUCUCCCCCUGUGGUCUCGCAGCUUCCCCUCAUUUUCUUUACGGAUGUUUUGUAAUUUGCUGAGGUGCAAAGCAGAUGUCUGAUUACGUACUGGUCUAAUGAGGAUCCUUGCAUACUUGAUCCCUGACACUUAAAGUCAACACAGUAAUUUAAAAAGCAUUAAAAAGCAUUGUUCUUCCUACAAAGAAGCUGGAAUGACAUUUUUAUAACUUAACUUUGAAAUAAAAGCGAUCCAACAAUUA
Molecule: messenger RNA, 3532 nt
Organism: Girardinichthys multiradiatus
Lineage: Eukaryota; Metazoa; Chordata; Actinopteri; Cyprinodontiformes; Goodeidae
Product: apoptosis-inducing factor 3
Exons: 21
Coding region: 656-2419 (587 amino acids)
Biological process (GO): execution phase of apoptosis
Cellular component (GO): cytoplasm; mitochondrion
Molecular function (GO): flavin adenine dinucleotide binding; 2 iron, 2 sulfur cluster binding; oxidoreductase activity, acting on NAD(P)H
Source: RefSeq, a predicted model, not a curated record